UCCCCCGGCCUCGCUUCUCUGCACCAAACCCGGAGGAUUUUUCUCCCCGACGGCAGAAGGAGCCCAGCAGGAGCGGGGGGCGCUGCCAGCCAUGCCCCGCAGCACUGGGAGCACUGGGAGCACUGGGAGCUAAGGAUGGUGCCCAGCUUACGUCCCGCCCUCCUCCUCCUCCUGCAGGCACUUCUCCUGUGGGACAGCCCAGUUGCAGCCUCCAUCCAAGAGCAGUACUGCGAGAGCCUGGCACCGGCCACCAACCACACGGGUCCCCAGUGCAACGCCUCGGUGGACCUGAUCGGCACGUGCUGGCCCCGCAGCGCGGUGGGGCAGCUGGUGGCACGACCCUGCCCCGAGUACUUCUACGGCGUGCGGUACAACACCACCAACAAUGGCUACAGGGAGUGCCUCACCAACGGGAGCUGGGCAGCACGGGUCAACUAUUCCCAGUGCCAGGAGAUCCUCAGUGAAGAGAAGAAGAGCAAGCUGCAUUACCACAUCGCAGUCAUCAUCAACUACCUGGGGCACUGUGUCUCUCUGGGGGCUCUCCUGGUGGCCUUUGUGCUCUUCAUGCGCCUGCGGAGCAUCCGGUGCCUGAGGAACAUCAUCCACUGGAACCUGAUCACAGCCUUCAUCCUACGCAACGCCACGUGGUUCGUGGUGCAGCUCACCAUGAACCCUGAGGUGCACGAGAGCAACGUGGUCUGGUGCCGCUUGGUCACUGCCGCCUACAACUACUUCCACGUCACCAACUUCUUCUGGAUGUUUGGGGAGGGCUGCUACCUGCACACGGCCAUCGUGCUCACCUACUCCACCGACAAGCUCCGCAAGUGGAUGUUCAUCUGCAUUGGCUGGUGUAUCCCCUUCCCCAUCAUCGUCGCCUGGGCCAUCGGGAAGCUCUACUAUGACAACGAGAAGUGCUGGUUUGGGAAGCGAGCAGGAGUUUACACUGACUACAUCUACCAAGGUCCCAUGAUCCUGGUGCUGCUGAUCAACUUCAUCUUUCUGUUCAACAUCGUCCGAAUCCUCAUGACAAAGCUCCGAGCUUCAACCACAUCAGAGACCAUCCAGUACAGGAAAGCAGUCAAGGCCACGUUGGUGCUGCUGCCCUUGCUGGGAAUCACCUACAUGCUGUUCUUUGUCAACCCAGGGGAGGAUGAGAUCUCCAGGAUUGUCUUCAUCUAUUUCAACUCCUUUCUGGAGUCCUUCCAGGGCUUCUUUGUCUCUGUCUUCUACUGCUUCCUGAACAGUGAGGUCAGGUCAGCCGUGAGGAAGCGCUGGCACCGCUGGCAGGACAAACACUCCAUCCGCGCCCGGGUGGCUCGGGCCAUGUCCAUCCCCACCUCUCCCACCCGGGUCAGCUUCCACAGCAUCAAGCAGUCCACAGCUGUCUGAGCUGGCAGCCAACUGCCCCGGGGGCAGGAGGAGCUGGUGUCCCCCCCUGCCUGGGAGCCCCGAGGUGGCACAGCCCAGGAGCCGGGUCCUGCCUGCGCCCGCCGGGCUGGCAGAGGCCGCGCAAACUCACUGCACCCGUGGGAGACCCUGCAGAAGGUCCUGUCCCACUUGCUGGGGCAGAGCCGUAGGACAGGACAGCUGAGAUGCUGCUUUGUCACCUCCCUGGCAGUGGUGUGACCUGCUGGGGUGGCAGGAGGAGCCAGAGGAGCCCGGGGAGGUGGCAGCAGCCUCCCUGCCCACCUCCGUCCUGGGCACGGUGCCCCGUGUCCCACGGCUGCCUCGUUUGUCACUGCAUUGAGGUGACAGGACAGCAGGACGUGGCUGGGACACCUCGUGGGGCUAAUCCCUUGGGAAGAUGGGUCAGCUUCCCAGUGUGUGCUUGCUGGGAUGCUGCUGGGAGUGGGGGGGGAACCCUC
Molecule: messenger RNA, 1865 nt
Organism: Apus apus (common swift)
Lineage: Eukaryota; Metazoa; Chordata; Aves; Apodiformes; Apodidae
Gene: CRHR1
Product: corticotropin releasing hormone receptor 1
Exons: 13
Coding region: 136-1389 (417 amino acids)
Biological process (GO): adenylate cyclase-activating G protein-coupled receptor signaling pathway; cell surface receptor signaling pathway
Cellular component (GO): neuron projection; plasma membrane
Molecular function (GO): corticotropin-releasing hormone receptor activity; corticotrophin-releasing factor receptor activity; G protein-coupled peptide receptor activity
Source: RefSeq, a predicted model, not a curated record